This is a messenger RNA of Symbiodinium sp. CCMP2592, 1542 nucleotides long. The record is from the annotation of a GenBank genome assembly. NCBI's taxonomy places the organism in Eukaryota, Dinophyceae, Suessiales, Symbiodiniaceae.
AUGGAGGAGGAGUUGGAAGAUCUGCCUGACACAGAAAAGGAGGUGGACCCCCUUCGACAUGCAAGGAUCCGGCGCGAAGUGAAUGGAAAGGCAUUCACAGGAUACGUGGAGGACAUUGAGCAGGGCAAGGUCACUCAUGAAAGACUGUACCGAAUAAAGUACGAGGAUGGUGAUCUUGAGCACUUGACACCGGAGCAGGUGAAAGAGAUGAGGAUCGAAGAUGACGACGAGAUGGAGGACGGCGAUCUUGAAGAAGAGGAUGCAGAAGACGAGGAACAGUCGAAGGCCAAGGCGCGGAGUUCUGCGGGGAGUUCGAAGGGUCCGCCUUCCUCGCAGGCCCUUCACUCCCCAGGGCAAGGACGGCCUUCCGAGCCCAAUGGCUGGAGCCGCGAGCACGCGAUGCACGCGCCUCGCCGCGUGGCGAACUCGGCUGCCAACUCGACGAACCCUGGCGGCUGGGCCGCGGCGCAGCAAGGCGAGGAGAUCUUGGAAGAGGAGAACGUCCGUUUGUCCGAUGACCUGCGGCACAGGAGUUUGGAACUCCAGCGGCUGGGUCGCGAGGCUGAAGGGUUGCGGGAGCAGAUCCGAGAGGAGCAGCAGCGGAGGCAGAGCCGGGUCGCCGACCUCACAGAGCAAGUGAUCACAGCCCAGGGUCAGAACAAGCUGCUGCAGGCUCAACUCUCACAGCUCCAGCUUCGAAGCUCCUCGAGUGCGGCAGAUGCCACGGGGCUGAAACGGGAAGUCGUCGCCAAGACCAUGGACCUGGAGAAGUUGGUCCGUGAGUUUCAGCAGGUCCACGCUGACCUCUUCUCACGUGCCCAGUCCCUGUCGGAUAGCAUGCUGCGCCUUUCAGACUCCAAUGCUCCGAAGUCCAAUGGCUCCAAGCAGACGGACGUUGGGAGUCCACCGCGGAACUUGCGCGGUGCUGAUUCAGCGCCGCAGAGGGUGGAGCAAUCCCAGUUUGCCUCGCUAGGGGCCCUCGACGAAGAGACGCGACACGCCUUAAAAACACGACUUCAAUCUCUUGGAGAUGUGGUAGUUUUCGCUAGUGACAAGUUUGAUGCCUGCUGCGCAUCUGGACACAGCAUACCUCCUGGUGCGAUGCGUGUCAGGCCUCGCCGAUGCGAUCAUGUCUUCCUUAUUGAGUGCCUCAUGCCCUAUUGGGUUGAAGGCCUCUGUCCUGUGUGCCGCUGUAGCUUUGCUUACAGCCGUGUUGAUGGUAUUGACGAGAGUGACAGAUGCUCUUCUGUGUCCACCAGUGUCUCACAGCGUGCCAAGCGAGUUUCCCCGCAGAAAAUGCGUGGUCAGUGGGAUGAUGGAGCUGGAGUUGGAAGCCUUGGAAGCCUAGGCUCUCUCAGGGCUCCGAGGUACAUGCGUGCUGCCAUAGUGGAACGACAGCGAAGCUCGUCCUGUGGAGCACGGAGUGAUGUAUCCGUUGGAGAACGAGGACCCCGUUCGCCCUCGCGCUCUGGGACCGGAGGUACGGGUAUCUCCGGGUCGUUGAGCAGGACAUCAUCCGGACACAGGGACCGGCCCCUCUAA